CUCGUUACGAGCACUGUUCAAACCCUUUAAAAUCCAGAAGAGUAAACAACAAAUGAAAAUUAAACAUUUCCCAGCUCAUUGUUUGUUUUUGGCAGUUAAUUAUUUAAAAAAAGGAAACCUAUAUUUAUUUUAAUAAAAUGGGAAACAUUGAAGAAGAAUGCGAGGACGCCGUUUUCGAAAUUUGUGAUAUAAGGGAACGAUAUCCUGCUCAUUGUGCAAAAAAAUUAGGGCAAUGCUUGCGACUCACAAAUGAAAUCAAUACAACAAACAUCAAAGUCGAUUCCAUACACAUUCACCCACUGGAAAUCCCCUUAAAAGAAACAGACGAAAAGGUUGAAAUUUUCAAAAAAUUUGAAUCCAGUUUAUCAAAAGUAGAUCCCAAUUUGAGGCGGAAUUCGAAAAACAUGUUGGAGGAUUUAAACAGUUUGAUCACGGUUGCACAUCAACUAAGAAGCGAGAAAUAUUGCGACCUGUACAAGUGCCUCAAAAAAAUUAACAAAGAGAGGAAUAUGGGUGAGAACUCAUCUUAAAAAAAUAUCACCAAAUCUCAGUACGAAUGGCGAAUGCAAAGCAUCUAGAUGAAUAAAAAAUUACUGAUCUCAAAGUAAGGAGGAGAGUAAGCUAACUAGUCUAUAUAAUUUGGGAGUCUUCUUAUUUGUUCGAUGAAAAUUGAUUUUAUUUUUAUUGUAAAUACAAAAUCAAAUGUAGC
Belonocnema kinseyi is the source of this 709-nucleotide messenger RNA. RefSeq lists its product as uncharacterized. The transcript has 4 exons. The record is from RefSeq and is a predicted model, not a curated record. Bases 138 to 530 code for a protein of 130 amino acids. NCBI's taxonomy places the organism in Eukaryota, Metazoa, Arthropoda, Insecta, Hymenoptera, Cynipidae.